GGAUACGGGUUGUGGUGGAGGCGGGUGAAAUUAAUAGGCAAAAGAAAGAGAAAAAAAGUUAGAACAACUUUGAUUAAUUGAUAGAAUUUGGUGAAAAAGAAACAAGCUAAAGCUUAGGUAGUCCUUCACCGAGAAGACGAGAAAGAUGAACGGCGGUCCCUCUGGUUUCAACAAUGCGCCAGUCACGAGAACAUUCGUUAUCGCUUGUGCCCUUUUCACCCUUUUCUUUGGGAUCCAAGGCGGCUUUGCCAAGCUUGGAUUGUCGUAUCAGGAUAUUUUCUUGAAACCACGUUUAUGGAAGCUUAUUGUGUCAGUUUUUUCCUUUUCAUCUACACCAGAACUUCUGUUUGGACUUUAUCUUCUAUAUUACUUCAGGGUCUUUGAAAGACAGAUAGGUUCCAAUAAAUACUCGGUCUUCAUUUUGUUCUCUAUAAUAGUUUCAUUACUGUUUGAGGUCCUUGCUCUAGGAUUCCUUAGAGAUCCCACACCAAACUUAGUCACAACUGGACCUUAUGGUGUUAUAUUUGCUUCAUUUGUACCCUUUUUCUUUGACAUUCCUGUAUCAACACGGUUUCGUGUCUUUGGUGUUCACUUCUCUGAUAAGUCUUUCAUAUAUCUGGCUGGUCUUCAGCUUCUUUUAUCAUCCUGGAAAAGAUCUGUCUUGCCAGGGAUGUGUGGCAUCUUUGCCGGAUCAUUGUAUCGUCUUAAUAUCUUUCACAUCCGGAAAGCCAAGUUUCCAGAGUUCAUAACUUCAUUCUUCUCACGGCUUUCUUGGCCAUCUAUGGGGAGUCCGCAUGGAGCAACGGCAAGGAAUAUUGCGGGAAGUGUGCCAUCCUACACAGGUCGCCAAGUGGAAAGAAACUACCCUACUCCCAUAGUUCCUCCUGUGGAGCCCCCAGAGGACUCUAUUGCCACAUUGGUUUCCAUGGGUUUUGACAGGAACUCAGCCAGACAGGCACUUGUGCAGGCGAGAAAUGACAUAAAUGCCGCAACAAACAUCCUUGUUGAAUCGCAGUGACACCGAUUCAUGUAAGUUAGUGUGGUGAAAUGAAACUGCGACUGUUGAGUCAGCAACUGAAACCCAUAAAUUCCAAGACAUGGUGACUAAACAGAUAAACCCAAUAUGAUGACCAGGCUGAUGUCUUUACCGGAGCUAAUCAAGUUGUUCCCAUCAUCAUUCGGAAGCAUUUUUUUUUCUGUUUAUUUUCAUCCCUGUUAAUUUUAAUUUAUUAUUCUUAAAUUAAGUUUUAGUAUUCUUACACUAGCAUGGCCAAAACUUAGGACCCCAAACAAUUGUUUACAUCUUAUUGGAAAACAUGUCCAUGGUAAUGUAAGUACAUAGUUGCCUUCAUCAAGUUGCAGCCUGUUUAAGCAA
Hevea brasiliensis (rubber tree) is the source of this 1375-nucleotide messenger RNA. RefSeq names its product rhomboid-like protein 20. Gene Ontology annotation, molecular function: serine-type endopeptidase activity; protein binding. The transcript has 8 exons. Gene Ontology annotation, cellular component: membrane. The coding region runs from base 146 to 1018 and encodes 290 amino acids. Lineage: Eukaryota; Viridiplantae; Streptophyta; Magnoliopsida; Malpighiales; Euphorbiaceae. The record is from RefSeq and is a predicted model, not a curated record.